Molecule: messenger RNA, 588 nt
Organism: Blepharisma stoltei
Lineage: Eukaryota; Ciliophora; Heterotrichea; Heterotrichida; Blepharismidae
Source: the annotation of a GenBank genome assembly
AUGUAUGAAAAAAUUAUUAUUUUAUCUUGCGAAUGCAAACUAUGACGCAAGUGGCUUCAAAUUAAUAAAAUGUCGAACCCUAAAAUUCAGCAAGCUAUAAACUUCGUGAAUAAAAUGACUCGUAAGUUCUAGACAGCCGACACAUCUAUUGAAAAAAAACUUGAAUUUUUGAAGAAGAAAUUGUCUGCAUCUGAACUAGAAGAAGUGAAAAAAAUUAUCAUGAAAGACGAUAUUUCUAAAUACUUUGAGCCAGCCUCUAUAAAAGAACAAAAAGAAGCAGGAAAAUCUAAUAUAAAAUAUUUUAUAUUAACUGCUUCAUCAAUUAUUUCUGGGAUAUUUGCCGCUGUUGUUACUACCAAUUACAAAGAUAUCAUUAAGCGUAAUAAAGAUCCUGAACUAGAAGAAGAUAAGGAAGAAGAUUUUAUGGUCGAAAUAGACAUUGAUAAAAGGAAUUAUAUAGAGAAGCUUAUAAAAUCACAAAAUGAAGGGUUCAAAAAACUAUCAGGACAGUUAAAUGAUAUUAAUAUGUCAUUAAAUUCAAUGAAUGUGAGAAAAAAUAGCUUAAAACCAGGGCUUGAUUUGGAUUAA